Molecule: messenger RNA, 795 nt
Organism: Lasiodiplodia theobromae
Lineage: Eukaryota; Fungi; Ascomycota; Dothideomycetes; Botryosphaeriales; Botryosphaeriaceae
Exons: 1
Coding region: 1-795 (264 amino acids)
Source: RefSeq, a predicted model, not a curated record
AUGUCGAAAGCUUGGUUCGAGGCCAAAUGCGCCGUUCGAUUCGGAGCGCUCCCUUCCCACGCCAGACCCAUCCACGAACUCUUCACCGGGGCCAGAUCAAGCUCUGCAGCAGCCGAGCAGCUCGCAUCCAGCAACCUCAAGCACCACGAUGACACAGACUGGCGCCUGUGGCAGCUUAUCUUCGACGCCGCCGAAGAGCUGCCACAACACCACGGCGCCAUCAUCGACCUCGUGCUCGCGCUGCAAACGGAACGCGAUACCCAUAGACCGGACGACGCCGGACUCGAGGCGUGGAUGAUGAGCUUUGGCGGAAAUUACCGGGAUCGUCUGGAUCUGCUGUGGGCGUGGCGCGGCGGUGGCUGGAAGAAGGAGCCAGCGCCGAUUGUGUCCGACACGAGGGAGCGCCUCGCCAACUUCAUCGUCUGGUCGGCGUGUCUGUUGGAGUCAGCAUUCAGACAGCGGUUUCAGAUGAAGGCGUUGGCAUGGUGUGAUGUAGCCAAGGUCCUUGAGGCUGAAUCGGAGAGCUAUGGCGGCGAGCUGGGGUUGGAUGUGGCAGUUGUGGCACAGUGGAUCUUGCAUGCUCCGUCUCUGCGGACAACUGAGGGGGAGGAGUCAGAUCGUGGAGCUAAGUGCCUGCAUGCUCAGAAGGGCCUCUGGAAGGGCGGUGCAGGAUUCACGUUGGAGAGGUGGGGUUUCUGGAAAAGCAGGUUGAACAACUGUGUUCAGGCGGGAAUUUUGCCGGAUGAGACGGCGGAGGCGGUAAAAGCAGCAGUGGCGAAGAUGAGCCAAUCAUAA